UUUUUUGAAAAAUCAGGAAUAUGUUUCUAGCGUUAUCUUAUCUUUUGAAGAAAUGUAUUGGUAGUGUAUUGGUAGUGUUCAUUUUCACAUGCCUUAAUGCCAUUCUCUACCAUAUGUAUAUUACUCUAAACUGUUUUACAUUUACAAAGAUUAGGAAGGACAAUACUUAUUUAAAGACUAUUUCAAAAUGAUUGCUAUUUAAGUAUCAAUUUUCCACACACUUAACUUAUAUUUUAUGGUUUAGCGGACUAUUAAAACGCACGUAUUGAUCGGGAAGUACAAAUCUGUGUUAACUGCUUUUUCAAAGCCUCUCGUUAAAUUCGAAAGGUUUAUUAAAAUAUAAAGCAUCUAAAGAACCGGGCACAUUUUUUCAAUUAUACGAUAUGUACACAUUUGAAUGGUUGCAUGUCAGACUUACGCUGACUUUUUGUUGAGUUAGACAGUCUAUUUAAAAGAUAAAACUAUCAAAUGUGUUUUCCAUAUAGAUUUAAAGAUGAUGCUGUCGUUUGCCUAUAUAUUACUAUAUGCUAGUGUGCAUGUACAAGGACUGGGAAGGACUAUACUAGAUGGGGAUGUCUUCAUUGAAUUUAUAGGAGCCAUUUACGUGGAAUCCGGGAACGAUUCCAAUUCCUCCUGCAGUAACAUUGAAGCAGAAACUGUGCAAAAUAUUCAAGCAAUAAAAUGGACAUUAUCAAAGCUAAAUGAAGCAAACUACAUUCCAAAUGUAAAAAUAGGUUUGCGUGUUAGUCAAACAUGUAAAAAGGAGGGAGAAGCUGAGAGACUUGCGCUCAAACUAUCGGCAGAGUUAUAUAACGUUAAAGAAGCCAACGUUGUCGGUGUAAUCGGGUCCGACUAUAGUUCGGAGACGGAAGCGAUAUCUCGUCUGCUGAGUUCACUUCCGGAAGAGUAUCGUCUGCUGCAAGUUGGCUUUUCCUCUACUUCUGCAUCCCUAAGAAACAGAGACAACUAUAAAAAUUUCUUUAGAACAAUUCCACCUGACGAUAUACAAGUCGAGGUGAUGAUAAAAUAUAUCGAAGCCCUGAACUGGACAUACAUGGCGAUCAUUUAUGACGAUGAUGCAUACGGACAGGGUGGAAAAGAUGAACUUUUGAACAGAAGUAGAGGUCUUGACGUCUGUUUCCCUGCGAUGAUUCCAGUUGAUGCGUUACAUUAUAACAGAUUAAAACUUGAAACAGACAUAAAAGAUAAAGUUAUAGCCGCUGAAGUGCCCAUUAAUGGCAUACUUGUAUUUGGGAGCUCAGUUUUAGCUGACCUUGUCUUAGUCGCAACGGAAACUGUUCUUGAAGAGACACCAAAUGCAUCUCGUCCGGUAUUUCUGUUUUCGGAAGCAGGGGGUUAUAUUCAGGGACACCAUACCAACGUUUCUAAAGGAGCAUUUGUAUUGAGUCCACCUAGACGAAUCAUUGAAAGUUUUCAAGAUGAAUGGACAACUAUUUUUACCGAUACUACACGGUUAUAUCAAGAAAUUGAAUCGAAUACAUGGAUUAGAGACGUAUAUAACUCAAGUUUCAAUUGCAAACUAGCUGACAGGAAAGAUGAUAAUAACUGUAGUCCACUUUCCGAAUCUGAAUUUAAAAGUGCUGUUCCAGACUCGGUCUACAACCAGUACGCGAUACAAGCCGCAAUGGUUAUUUCAGCAGUUGUGAAAAACAUCUACAAGAAAAAAUGUCCUAAUCAGCUUGCUGCCUGUGAUUCUUUUACGGAUACUUAUGAAACACCAAGAUACGAGUUUGUAAAAGAACUUUCUCAAAUAUCUCAAAUCAAUUUUGACGAUUUCAGCAGUUUUAGACUGAAAGAGUUCCAGAGUCCAGACUUAACUGUCAGCUUUGGUGACUCUUGUGAGAUCAGGUUUCCCGAUGUCUUCCCCGUAUAUGAAGUCUACAACCACCAGAUAUUAUGUAAUACUGGCCCGUAUUGCCUCGUUAAAGUAGCAGAGUAUAAGAAUUCAAAAGAAUUAGAAAUAACGCGGUCAGACAUCAAAGAUUAUGACGUAAACGGAGAGGAAGUUGAGUGGCCGAAUAUUCGUAAAGCGCAGUGCCCGGAUGACUCCCUUUGCCUAAGCUGUUAUACGGAAAAGAUUGAAGAUUUUGUCUUGUACAUUCCUGGUGACAUGUAUUUAAUUGGGAUCGUACCCGUACACAAUAAAGGAACAACACCACUGCAGUGUGGAAGUAUAAAGAAAGGUGGAUUAGAUUUUGUUGAAACUAUUCGGUUUGCAGUGGCAGAGGCUAAAACAAAACCUGCGGCAAAUAUCGGCAUCAUCAUAAUUGAUAGCUGCAAUGACCCGCAAAUUAUACAGGAAAAGAUAUUGACAUUGCAUCGGCUUGGUGUGUACAUAGAUGGCCAGUAUAGACCUGUUGGUGAUAAAAUUAUUGGCUAUAUUGGUGGAUGGUCGAGUGACGUCAGCAUAGCGGUAGCGGAGAUAACGUCACGUUUGCAAUAUCCGCAAAUAACUUAUGCGUCAACAGCACCGGUUUUAAGUAAAAGAUUAUUAUAUCCGUACCUCCUACGUGUGCCAAGUCCUGAUGAAAAACAGGCCGAGACUAUUCUUGAGUUGGUAAAACGGCUUAAUGGUAAUUUCAUUCAGAUUCUGUACAGUCAGUCAGUAUACGGCGAGAGCGGACGAGAUAUAUUGCUAGACUUGAUCGGCACAUCUGAAUUUGAUCUCUGUGUUGCGCAAACACUGCCUGUCUCUAGAAAUAGUAACAAAGACAAGGUUCUUGCUGAUCUUAGGAAGUUUCCUCAGGCAAAAAGUGUGGUUCUGUUUCUUGGUUCAUUUGAAAUUGAAUAUAUGAUAGGUACAUUCAAUACCAUUAACAAAAAUGAAUUUCUCUUCAUAAGUUCCGAGGGUUGGGGAACAAGAAUAAAUGUAUCUGAAUACAGAAACAUGGCUGGUUCCCUGACCAUAACUUCACAGCUGACUAUAAAUGAGAAACUGACAGAUCAUGUUAAACAACUGAAACCUGAUGGUUCCAACGUAGAUUCAUGGAUCCGUCCGUACAUGGAGAAUGAGUUCCAAUGCUACUUCCAGUGGAGCUAUAACAAAACGUCUGGCAAACCAUGCUCAGGAAACGAGUCGUUGGACGUUUACAAGACAGAGUUCCGGUUAGAUGCUUGGACAUCAUUUGCAGAACGUGCCGUCACAGCGUUGUUAGAAGGCGUUGAAAAGGCACUCAGAGCUACGUGUAGUGGAAAUACAGCGGUACUCUGUAGUAAUUACAGAAACAGCACUGAUCUAGUGUAUGAAGAAAUAAAGAAUUAUGAGCGGCUUGGUAGCAGUGGAUUCAGAACCAGGGUGUUCGAUGAUAACGGGGAUGGCACAGCGGGUUAUCAGAUAUAUGUUGUUAGUAAGGAUACAACGGGAAAAGCAGAAUAUAAAAAGAUCGGUGACAGCUCAUUGAUUGUUGACAAAAAUUCGGUGGACUUGACCUUCCAGUCAUCUCUUUAUAACAGUGUGCGUGGUGAAAUCAUCAACUCGACAUGCUCUAGUAACAUAGACGUGUGCAACCAAUGCUUUGCAGUACCAGUAGGAGCUGAAGCCGCCAAUGAUUUGUCGGCGGGUGUUAUUGUUGUCAUAGUUCUACUAGGCAUCAUCUGCUGUGUUUUGGCGGGAAUCUUACUGUUUAUUUGUAACAGACAUGGAUGUUGCCUAAGAAUUGAAAACGGACGACCAAAAUUCACUGGAACAUAUCUCACCCCAAUAUAUGCUCGCGAAAGGAGAGCACAUGGGGUUGACGGCCAAGAUUCUCCGCAUCAAGAGGAGAAUUAUGACAGCAUACCAAUCUCAGGCGGAAUUUCAUAUAGCAGACCGCCAACGUCUGACGGCGGCUCCUCUGGUACAGGAAAAACCAUCAGCGGCGGAAGUCAGGGAGAUAGUGGAGCAGGCAUAAAUACUUCCCAAAUUAUUAUGGGGAGAGACAAUGUAGCGUUUGAGAACGAUAGUCUAUCUAGUAGCCAACAAGUAGGAAGUAGCAGUGGUGUAGGGUCCAGUGUACGUGGGAAUAGUUCUAUAGGCCCAACACCUCACCAUUUUACCAAGCCGGCUCCAGCUCCAGCUCCAGCGCCACCUGCACGCGGGGCGGGGGUUGUUUACCAAGCAGACGGUAGUUAUAUAACUGCUUCCACAAAUUCGGAAGCUAAAAUUAGCGGAGGUUCAGCCGCGGGUACACAGACUGAUGUCGACCGAACCAGCAAAAGUAGUGAUCGGAGUCUUGGUUAUCUAAGAAGCGUGCAAGUUAAUGAAGAUAACCGAGUAUAGGGUGUUUUAAAAGAAAAUACUUCUGUGAUGAACUGCAGUAAGUGCUAGUGAAAGCAAAUGAUUUUGAGGCUGAACUAAUUUUAUGUGCAUGUGUGUUUCAAAAAAUGUGUCCACAUUGGUGUAUAAAUUGAGCAAACUUCAUUGCCAGUCUCUCCCUUAAUGGAUUAAGAUGAACAUAUUGUAUAACUGUUUGCUUCGAAAUAAAAUCAAAGUACUGACUGUAUUGAUGCGUGCGACGGUUAGCUGUUAGCAUGUUCUUACAAGAUAUGGGUCUGAUUUGGUUAUAUGUCGUUAUGGUCAAAAACGGUUGGCGUUGAAAAAUUGUAUGUCAUAUGGGAUGCCAUAGACUUUGAAAAUACGAAAUGGUAUUUCGUUUUUUCAAUAUAAUAUUUCGUUUUUACGGAAUAAAAAGGGCUCUUUACUUUUGCAAUAUUUCUAUGCACAUUCAUUGAAACAUACCUGUAGUUAUACCCAGUGAUUUAUGAAUGUGUCUAUGUUUUCACAAUAUUCUUAUCAACUUGAAUACUCAUUUUAUUUUUAACAUGAUUGUAGUUAUACUUACAUAACGUUUUUGCCAUUGUUUUUAUAAGCAUGAUAUGUUAAGAAAUCCUUGUUUGUAUUGUAUGUAUGAACUUAUUGUUUAGUACCCGUCUUGUGUAUUAAAGAAAUAUAUUUUUACCAAA
This is a messenger RNA of Mercenaria mercenaria, 4962 nucleotides long. RefSeq lists its product as uncharacterized. The record is from RefSeq and is a predicted model, not a curated record. Gene Ontology annotation, biological process: G protein-coupled receptor signaling pathway. Gene Ontology annotation, molecular function: adenylate cyclase inhibiting G protein-coupled glutamate receptor activity. NCBI's taxonomy places the organism in Eukaryota, Metazoa, Mollusca, Bivalvia, Venerida, Veneridae. Gene Ontology annotation, cellular component: membrane. The transcript is spliced from 10 exons. The coding region runs from base 494 to 4279 and encodes 1261 amino acids.